Messenger RNA from Chinchilla lanigera (long-tailed chinchilla), 6064 nucleotides. RefSeq names its product A-kinase anchor protein 17B-like. Bases 468 to 3227 code for a protein of 919 amino acids. Lineage: Eukaryota; Metazoa; Chordata; Mammalia; Rodentia; Chinchillidae. The record is from RefSeq and is a predicted model, not a curated record. Gene Ontology annotation, molecular function: RNA binding. The transcript is spliced from 7 exons.
ACCCGCAGCCCGGAGCGGGAAGGCAGCCGCCACGAGCUCGCCUGGGCCGCAGCGGGGCGAGGGGUAUACAGGGCGUUGGCACCGGGGCGCGCGCCUGCGUCGCUGACUUGGAUGCGGCGAGGACGCUUCUGCGUUGCGUGCGCUGGAUGCGAACCAUUCAACAGCUGGCCUCGCGGGCAAGAGUCGCGGGGAGCUACGACGGCGGUGGCUGGAGGGAGGCGGCGGAGUCAGUGGCGAUGGUGGUGGCGGUGUCGCUAUCCCAGCAGAGCCCAGAGUGGAGACGCAACGGCUCCUGAGGCUCCCGACUCAGUUCCCUGAGGGUGAUUCAUCACUGUGGCCCCCGAAGUGUCUAACAGAGCAGGCGCUUGUGUUUUCCUAAUGAAGAGUACCCGUGAAUUGUGGCCUCUUUGAUCUUUCCUGCCUUGAUUGAAUUUUCGACACAAGGUAUCAGGUGGUCUGAGGAUACCAUGACGGUCACAGUGGUAUAUGAUAACUCUGAGGCAACGGAGCUCUGUGCUGCUCAGCACCUCUACCUCAAGCCCAUAGCAAAAUUGAUGAUCAAUGUAUUGCUCCCAGAAAGUAUAGAGCCUGUGAGGCCCUUCUCUAACUGGGAAGUUCUUGACCAACUAAAGAGUCUCAUUUGCCCUGACCAGUUCACCACAGUUCGCCUGUCUAAAAGUACAAAGGACUUCAUUCGAUUUGAGGGUGAGGCUGAAACCCGAAGUUUGAUUCAAAUCCUGAAGGCAAAGUUACAUGGGAAGAUCAUCAAACUAAAUGGUUUGAAAACAGACUUAAAAGUAGUGGCUACAGAUGCUCAGGGAGAGUGGGAACACUUCCCUAAGGAAAAAGAGGCCUCAUUAAGUGAUGGAGCUGAAGAGCAGGACCAUGAUAAGAGCCCAGAUUCCAUAUAUUUUGAAGGCUUGCCCUGUAAAUGGUUUGCUCCUAAAGGUUCCAGUGGGGAGAAGCCAUGUGAGGAGAUCCUUCGGGUAGUCUUUGAAAGUUUUGGGAAAAUCAAGAAUGUGGAUAUCCCUAUGCUUGACCCCUACAGAGAAGUGAUGACUGGUGGGAACUUUGGGAGUUUUAGCUUUGGUCUGCAAACUUUUGAGGCCUUUAUCCAGUACCAAGAGUCAACAGACUUCAUAAAAGCCAUGGAGUCACUUCGAGGAAUGAAGCUGAUGCUUAAGGGAGAUGAUGGGAAAGCUCUGGCAUGCAACAUCAAGGUUAUGUUCGAUACAACCAAACACUUCAGUGAAGGAGCUAUACGGAGGAGAAACCAGGAAAGGCUAAAAUUACAACAGCUGGAGGAAGAAAGAAAAAAAGAAAAAAAGAGAGAAGAGGAAGUAGCUGAAAGAAAAAGAAAAGACGAGGAAAGGAAAGCCCAGGAAAAGAGGAAGAAGGCCAGGGUCAGGAGGAGAGCUCUGAAAGAAAGGGGAAGCCACCGGCAGAGGAAACAGAAGGUGAAAACCAAAGCCGAGGUGCCCCAGGAGCUGGACUCUUCAGCGAAGUGGGAGGAGAGGAAGCACCUGCUGGCCCAGAGGCGGGUGGAAGCCCUUCGGUUGCUCCAUGUCCUCCUGAGGAAAAUUUCAGGAUCCACACAGUUUUGCCUACAGGAGAUGGAUGUUACAGGCUCUGAAGCUAUUCAUACUCCAGAGAACACACUGAAAACUUGGAAGGAAGAAGAGUUAAGUGCUCAGCAUCUUCCCAAUCAAGAAGAAACGCCAGAAUAUCAGUUUUCCAAGUCUGACAAUAAACAAAAACGAAAAGUGAGGAAAAGAACUAAGGAUCACUUACAUAAAUCUUCCCAUUGUCUUGGGGGGAAAAAGCUAAGAUACUCAAUUAGAAAAGAGAGAACAGGAAAAUUGAUGGAUAGACACAAUUACACUUCGAUCUCUGACCAGAAUUCCUUGCAGAUCACAAUGAUUCAAGGUCAGUCUCUUAAAAAAGAGGAGCACUCCAGUUCUCCUAAAUCCUCUUCUUCCAGAUCAUCUGAGAGAGACCAUGACAGGAAGCAGAAGAUCUAUGAAACUGAUGAGUUUAUUGACUAUUUAUUAAAUUAUUAUCAGACUCCAAAAUAUGCUCGGAUCUGCCUAGAAGCAAGUCACAUAGUAAGUACAUGUCAGUGGCAGAGGAAUGUCUGUGUUAAAGGGAAUGGAUUUCAGAUCAGUUUGAGAAAACAUAGCCAUCCCUCAACCAAUCUGAGCCAAGUGGAAAACCUGGAAAGAAGAGAACAAGUCCAGGAAGAUGAUUACUGGUCAAUGGUAUGCAUGCAGGAUCCUGAGCACAAAUCACAAAAGAGAGAAAAAGUGAAUUAUACCAAAGAAUAUACUAAGAGAUUUAAAAAUGAUUGCAAGGAUACAGCCAGUGAAGCUGGUGGUCAGCUCUCCCCAACUGAUGCAAAGUGGGAUCUCUUGGAAAAGACUCAUACUCCCCAUGCUAGUGAUUCUAAUUCCACAAGGAGACAUGAAGUUUCUUCACCUUUCAGGUCAGUAGACUUUGAUUUGCAGUUGACAGAUUUCUUAGAGGAAAUUAGUAGUGAUUCUGAGUGCUUCAGUGAAACUCUUAACAGAAGUGAAGAGGAGAAAGAGGAAUCCAUGGUUAUAUAUCAUAGCUCCCCUAAAGAAGGAACUCUUGACAAUGAUGAAAUCAUCACUUGCGAGCAAAAGUCUAGGUCAAGUCAGCAGACUGUGCAUUCAGAGUGGGAACAUGACGGUGAGGAAAAGUACUCUAAAUACAAGCUUAGGACACCAGGCAAGAGGUCUAAGUAUGAAUCGAGAUGUUCAUGGCUUGAGGAGGAAAGCAGCUCUCGUAGGGAUGAGAAGAACAACAGCAAAAAGAGGGAAAAACUAAAAUCUAGCUACUUGUUUGAUGGAGGCUGCUACCAUGAAUCCAGUUCCAGUGAUCAGUUAGAUGAAAUCACGAGGAAGAGGAGAAAGGUUAGUGGUAGUGUGUUGGACCACAAAGCAAACUAUAGACCCUCUCAUGUGCCAGUCACAUCAUCAAAGAGUGCUAAUGCUUUCUACUUGGGAUGUUUUCCCAAAAGAAGAGAAAGUUCUUGGAAGUCAGAGUAUAACCAGGGUGCAAGAAGGCUUAAAAAACAUGAGAAUUCUAAAGAUUUCAUGCUCAGUUCUGAUAAUUACCAUAUUAGACGUAACAGUCAUGAGCACAUUGAUUGUGGAGGCUAUUUAGGAAACAGCGAUACUAGCCCUUUAUAUUUUCAUAUGUUUUGAUGGCCAAUUUGAUCAGGAACACCCAUAUUUACAAUGAACAACUCAUAAACAGAAAAAUUUAAAACCAAAUAUAGCUAUGUAGUUAGCUACUACAGAGCAAGAGUUUGCGCAGGGUCAAAUGUAAAACCUUGCCAAAGUUUAAAGCGUAGAUCAAAAUGACUGCAGGUGUGUUGGCAAGCUUUAGAAAUGUAAAAUUUCCAGAUUCUGAAGCUUGGUAAAACAAUGUACAUGCAAAACUUCAAGAAUAAACUUUUUAAAACAGCUUUAAUUUGGUGCCAGUGAAGGAGCAGAUUAACACUGAGGUAGCCCUCUAUGGUUCUUUAGCUGUCACAUCAUCAUCAUUAUUCAUCUUUAAAAAUGACAGUAGUGAAUGAAUAAGGGUCCUUUUGCAUGUUCGUUGAUUUGGCCAGAAAUAUCACAUGCAGUAAAAUACUUUAUUAACUUUUGUUUAGUAGUUGUAGAUAAAAAGAGAGAUAACAGCUAGAAUAGGUAACAGUCAUCUUUAUGACAUUAAAGAAUUUCAUGAGCCCUCACAAGAAGUAAAUUAAUCUUAUUGAUAUGUUCAUAGUAGUCAAAGAAUUGUCCUUUUAAAGACAAAGUUUUGGGAGUAUCUGAAAGGGACUAGGCUUGUCCUUUGAGGUUUAAAUGAUCAGGGGGUUCAUUAGCAGAGUUUUAAAAAAUGAUCCCCAUGUCUUUCCAUCCUAAAAAAGCAACAGGAUUGAAGUGAUGUAACGAGGGAUAUUUCCUAAAGGAAAUAUUGAAAGGCCCUGGGGCACCAAUACUGGCACUUGGCAGGAGAGGACAUGACAGGUAUUCCAUUUCAAGUUAUGUAAUCCUUUCACUCAGGGUCGGGUGACAUCAGUUUGUAAAAAGUUACUGAGUAUAAAUGACUUUUAUAAAAUAGUAACAAGUGCCUCCUAAAUCCUCAGUAGUGCCAUGGAGUUAGGAAGAUUUAAGAGAAAAGGCCAUAGUUUUCUAGCUGUGGAAAAAUUGUAUUUAUCUUUUUACUUACUCAUUUUGGAUUUCCUAAAUAUGUUUUUAAAUUGAGAUAUUUUAUAGAUUCUUAAAGAUUUACCUCUUAGUGCAGUGCAUGUUGUAUAAAAAGCUUGGCUGAUUUAUUCUGCCUUAUAUUGGAUUCAGGGCCUCAGGGCAGUAAAUGACUUUAUUUUCCCAACAAAGCUAUACCUGACCUGGCAUUUGAAGACAUCAGUUGAAAUUCAAGAUUGCCUGCAACAGGAAAAAGUGAUUUUAAUAUACAGAAGCAGUGGAGAACAACAUUUUCAUAUGACACAGUUCAUUUCACAGUCUUAAUUUGAUAUUCUGUAGAAAAGCACCAGCUAAUAGAGCCAGGUAGGAUGCCAGUCAGUGUGGUUGUCCAGAACAACGCCACACGAUGUGUGCCCGUAACCAGCCUCGUGAGCAACCUGGUAUCUGAAGUGGCUAAGAACCUCGUUUAUCUAAAGUAGGAACCACAAAUUGUUUCACUGAUCUUUCUGGUCACAUUUUAAUAAAGGUCGUCAGAACAUGCAAAACCACAAAAACGAUCAUAUCAUCAAAGAUCAUAAUUAUUACUAGUAAGAGAAGAACCUAUCAUUGGCUCUCCUGUGUUCCAUCUCACUUCCAAGCCAGUGACUGUGCUGUCAAAACUAGGCUUGACUUUUGAAAUCUGAAAAUUGCUCAUGGGGCGAGUGCCUUUUCUACUCUGAAGACUAGCAGUGACCAUUCAUGUUCAAAGUACCGUCAUCCAGAGUAGCCUUUAGACUACUAACUGCUGGUAUUUUGUCAGAAAAUUGUCUCAUAACUAGGUAUUAUUCACCAGUGAAAACCUGUCUCCUUAUUUCUUCAUGUUUUAUGCCACUGAGACAAAGGACAUUAUGCGUUUGUGUUCAAAAGCAAGUAUGCUCUUUUUUGAAUUUUUUUUUUAUGGUGCUGGGGAUGGAACCCCAACCACUGAGCUGUAUCCCCAAGCCCGUCUUCUGUCCUUUGAUAGUUUUUCUUUGCAUUUUCUUUUGGUGUGGAAAUAAUUUGCUGCUCAGUAAAGAAAUAAAAAUAAAUUACAGAAUAAAGUAUGUACAUUUUUUGUAUAAUAGAACUGGUGCUAAGUCAUUUUUAUAUAACAUUUUUGUCUUGUUUGAUUUGUUUGCUAAAAACCAUACUCGGAGCUAGAAGAAAGUAAAAAUACUGGUUUUAUGUUGACAUUAUGACCAACCCUGGAUUUUUAUAUCCAUCUUGCAUAAAGAAUUCUAGAUUUGGGUCAGCCUCGUCAGCCUCUUUUUGUGUGUGUGUGGAGGAAAAGAACAACUUUCUUGAGGAAGAAAAGAACAACUUUACCUGUACUUUUCAAUAGAAUGGCUUAGGAAGGAAUGAAACAGAAUUGAAAGCAUUAUAACCAUUUUCUCUUACUUACUAUUAUUCUUUGCUGUGCUGUUGUUUAAGUGGUAUGAAUGUAUUUUCUCGCAUUUUUUGGUAUGCCUUACUAAAUAAGGGCCUGAAUUUUAAACUGUCUUUUAAAAUAGGGGUUUUCAUGUUUUUCAUUGUAUGUGCUGCUGAUAGUGCUGUAAGAAAGCUAAAAAUCUGUCAGUAUGUUUUUAAUCAGUUCAUUUAAAUUUCUCAGGUAGAAGGCAAUGUAACCUGGUAAUAUUGAAAAUAGAACCAAAUAAAUAUAUUUUUAUUUGUUGCAAAGCUGCUUAAAAUGUUCAAGUUUUUGCUGUUAUUUCCAUGGAGGGACAGUUUCUACCUGUAGUACAGUAUGCUGCAUUUCGCUAAUGUUGCUCUUUUUUUAAUUUGAAUUGUUAGAGAAAUAAUAUACUUAAUUUUCGUAUAUAUUAAAAAUAAAA